CGGCUACGCCGCGUGCUGCAAAGGCGGCAACAUCAAAUGCACCACCGUCCGCUCUGCAUCUGGUGGUCAUGCGGUCGGUGCCAGAUCUACUGUCCAGUGUCCGGCUGGUCAGGUCAUGACGGGAUGCAAUGUGUACACGCCCGACGCUAAAGCUGCCGGGGCCUUUAUUGAGAGUAAGUGUAUUUACCUGAAGCAGAUAGCAACGUUGAAGUGUUGUAUGUUUACAACGUGAUGGGUAGAGCGUGCGCUUAUGUAAGGUGUGUUGUGAUGAAUAAUGUUGAUGGUAUUUUAACAAUAGGUAGCAAUAUAACAGUAACUGAUCAAUCUGUAUCAAUAGGUAACAUAUAACACUAACUAACACAACAGACACAAUAGGAGGCAAUUCAUUAAGUAGUUUCAGACGCCCACUAUCAGGGAUUUAAAUUUGAUAAUUUGUAACCAUUAAAAUUAAAUUAUUGAAAUAGGGGCCGACCGAAUAUCGGAUUUGAUUUCGGCGCACAAAGUUGCCAUAUGAUCCAUUUGGGCGGAGUUUCGGUCAAUCAGAAAAGUUAACUUUAAUCAUAUGUAUAUAAACUAGAAGAUAUGACCCGAUGUUGACUGGAGGAUGAUGAAAAAAAAAAUUAGCGCAGCUUUCUCCCUGCUACUGCGAAGUCUCAACAUCUAACCUUCAAAUUUUUACUUACGUAACAGAACAAGGGUUGGAUGUGUUGUAUCCUCAAAAGAAUGAUCAUAAUUAAUAAAAAACGACAAUUCGUGAAAGUAUAUUUAGGAAAUAGAUAGUCGAGUUUCUUGGUUUUAAAAGGAGUAUGCAUAGAUUUUUACGUUUCUAACAUCAUUUAGUUUUGAGAAAUGUUAAACUUCUAUAUAUAAUUUAGACACACCCAACCCAUUUUCACAACACUGGAGUAAGAAUUUUUUCUUCUUCUAAAAUUGUAAAAAGAAUUUACAACCAGCAAAUCUAUAGAGUUUUUACUAUUUUUAAUAACUGUAACCUUUAAGGAUUUUGAUAUAUAUAUAAACCAAAUUUUUUUUUGCCUCGUCUCUCUCCUAUAUUUAUCGAAAUUCGUGAAACAAAGAAUUCUUAUAUAAAAAGAAGAAUUUAUAACUAAUAUACACGUCUGUAAAAGCAAUGAGUUUCAUAUAUAUAGUUUCACACUCUGAAAGAAAAUCUUAACCUUUCUAUGGUCAUGCCCCUGAACUGUUAAGGGGAAAAAAAAGGCUUCACUAUUAAAGUUGAAUUCCCGAAAUGUCCCCAAUAUCGUUAUCCUCAUAAAGAUGUGAACACCACUUAUCAUCACCCCUGAACGGUAUCUUUGUAAAAAUAGGAACAUCAUGAUGUCCCUUAUCAUUUUUUGUUCCCCACUCCGCAUCGGCGUAGCUAAGGCUUGUACCCCCCCCCCCCCGGGGUGGGAAAUUUUUUUUCCCGGCCCACUUCUAAAAAAAAAAAAAAACUCUUCAAUUUGCCCGAAAAUCCCCGACCCUCUAGAGAUAGAUAAAAAUGCCCAGGGGGGAAAAAGGGGGGGGGGGUUAAAAUAAGGUUUAAUAAACUAUUUCAUUAGUUUUAAAACUAUCUAUUUACCCAUUCCCGAUGUGUAUUAUAUUUGAGAUUUAAAAUAUUACUAUACUUUUAAAAUGCGCCCAUCCAUACUGUGGCGCAAUGUGUGUUGAGUGGGGGAAAAUAUAAAAAUCGCCUAGAAACAAUUUAAUUUUUUUUUUAAAGUUUGAAAUAAAAGCAUCCUAAGGAUGUCAACCCUCCUAGGUAUACAACUGUAUACUUUUUUGCAAGCCUCUAAACUAGAUAAACGUUCUAAUGUCCGACUCCAGUUAUACCACGGCCACUCCAGUUAUACCACGGCCAUAUCUACAUAUUCUAAAAUAAAAAUAAUAAUGUUUCAAUGCUUAUUUUCGUAUGUUUAAAAAUAUAUAUUUAGUUAUUUUUUAAUUGGAGAUAGUGGUAUUAAAUUUGUGAACCCCCGAUCCCAACCCUCCAAAAAAAAAAAAAAUGUAAAAAUCAAUAAGAUAAUAAUUUUUCGCCUCGAAAAUGGUAAGGUACAAAUUUAAAAUUUUAUUUUUAAUUAUCUUUAUACCAAUAUUUGGGUCUGCACUGGUUUUAGUCUUGACCUAUUGCUAUGACGGAAACAAUGUAAUUCAAGUAUCAAAAAAAUAUUUGUAAGAUAUACUGCCCCCCACCCCCUUAGUUUUCAUCGGCCUAGACAUAUAAAAUCAGAAUGUGGUAAAAUGCAGUUAUAAAAUUUUGAUUCUACAAAUUUAACACUGGUUGUAAAUAGAUGAUAGUAAAUAAUUUUAAUCUCCUUUUAUACAGAAAUCUUAAAUCUCCCAGUCAGAUAAAUUCUGAAAAAUAAUUCUCUUUAAUUUUUGUGUAAUUAUAAUUUAAAAUAAUAAUUUUAAUGACACGGGCACACAUUUUCACACUCCACUUUUUGGGGGCAUUUUAUUUUUCGGGCUAUUGAACUGAAAGUAAAGCAUGGACAUAGCUAAUACUUAUACAGUUACAUGUUUUAUAUAAUUUGUAAUCAUUCAUUUUUUUUUAAAAAUCCAAAACACUGUUAAAUUGCCAUAGAUUUAGUGGGCUACGCUACACCAGGUCCCGCCGGGUCCCAGGACCUGGUAAAAUAACUUGGGACCUGGCAAAUGACCUGGUUAAUUUUUAUUAGUUACCAAUAUGGUAUUUAUGCUUAUUAAGCGUAAACUAAAUUACAUGUAAGAGAACUUCCAUUUUAAAUGCCUUUAUAUGUUUAAAUUUUUAUUUUUAAUACAUUUAUUUUUUAUUUUUAAUACAAAUUUUUUAAGACCUGCAAAGGACCCGCCAUGUUGAAUUUGAUAACGUCACCACUGCAUAGAUUGUAGAAUGUAAAAGAAAAUUAAACGCGUUGUAAUAUAUGGGUUUUAGUUGGACUUAAAUGUAACGAAAUUCUUAACAGUCUUAACACCGUCGUAACAUUUUCUUCCUUUAGCGACCAACGGAGUCGACCACUGCGUGGCUGUCAAUGCCUACGAGAG
Messenger RNA from Lymnaea stagnalis (great pond snail), 3021 nucleotides. NCBI's taxonomy places the organism in Eukaryota, Metazoa, Mollusca, Gastropoda, Lymnaeidae. The record is from the annotation of a GenBank genome assembly.